Messenger RNA from Belonocnema kinseyi, 1639 nucleotides. Its product is annotated as pyruvate dehydrogenase E1 component subunit alpha type I, mitochondrial-like. The transcript is spliced from 6 exons. Lineage: Eukaryota; Metazoa; Arthropoda; Insecta; Hymenoptera; Cynipidae. The coding region runs from base 137 to 1093 and encodes 318 amino acids. The record is from RefSeq and is a predicted model, not a curated record. Gene Ontology annotation, molecular function: oxidoreductase activity, acting on the aldehyde or oxo group of donors, disulfide as acceptor.
CUUACUCGACCAGGCCUGGCAGCCUGGCAGAGACCAGAGAGUGCACUGUGGACGGCAGUCACUCGGGUUCAUUGGGUUCGCAAAAAGGGUGAAUAAUCUCGUUUUUUGUCUUGAUCGAGAAAGAACAAGCCUCGAAAUGAUUCCUACCUGCAUCAAAACCCUCGGCGGACAAACCUCCCGAAGAAAUUAUGGGAGCUGGAGAGAGAUAACGUCUUUCUUCAAGAAAAGCAACUAUGCUACAGAGGCCUCUUUUGACACGAAACCAUGCCGCCUCCACAAAUUGGAACAUGGUCCAUCGACAAAAGUCAAUGUUACCAAGGAGGACGCUAUCGAGUAUUACACGCAACUUCACACCAUCCGGCGAAUGGAGACCGCCGCUGGCAAUCUCUACAAGGAAAAAAUCAUUCGAGGAUUUUGUCAUUUAUACUCUGGACAGGAAGCUAUUGCAGUAGGUAUAAUGGCAGCCCUUCGAAAAAACUUGGACUCUGUUAUAACAGCUUAUCGUGCUCAUGGUUGGACUUAUCUUAUGGGAGUCAAGCCCGCAGGUGUCUUGGCUGAACUUACGGGAAAACAGAGUGGUGUUUCUCGAGGAAAAGGUGGUUCAAUGCAUCUCUACACCGAGAGAUUCUAUGGUGGAAAUGGUAUCGUUGGUGCUCAGGUUGAUGGUAUGGACGUGUUGGCAGUACGGGAAGCAGCGCGAUUUGCAGUCGAUCACUGCACUUCCGGUAAAGGCCCAAUCGUUAUGGAAGCUGCGACCUACAGGUACAGCGGUCACAGUAUGUCUGACCCCGGAACGAGUUAUCGUACACGAGAGGAAAUUCAGGAAGUACGACAAACGCGAGAUCCCAUCACCGGCUUCAAAGACAGAAUUGUUAAUGCCAAUCUCGUGACGUCCGAUGAACUCAAGAAAAUCGAAACAGUCAUCCGGAAGGAAAUCGAUGAUGCCGUAAAGCUUGCGAAGGCUGAUAAGGAAAUACCUCUGUCCGAACUCACGACAGACGUUUACUCGAAAAAUUUGGAAUCCGAAGUACGCAAUUGUACUCCCUUCAAUCCACUCUCUCACUCCACACUGGGAAAAGCCUUCAAUCUUUGAGCGAACGAACAUAUAAAUAAUUUAUUUAUAAAAAACCGGGUAAGCUUCGAAAUCGGGUAAGCUCCAAAGACUCGAAAAUUCAAAUAUCAUGAGGUCGCUAGUUGUAUCCGGCGCGGGACGCACAUCAAAACGCGGAGGAUCGGAAAUUGCCUUAAUCAAUUACUAAAAUCCUUUUAAACUUCUAUCGAUAUUCGAUAAUCAAUAACCAAUUGCAGAAAUCUUAUUUCGAUCGAGCAAUCAAAAGCAAGGAGAAUUUAUCUUUCUUAUUCUGGAUUCCUACCUUAUCAACAUCGAGAAUGUUCCGCGGAAAGUGGUUCCUGUCCGUACUAAUCUUCCAGAAGUUUCUUGAUGCAGCCAUAAAAUUGUUUAUCGUGUCAAUUAAGAUUUUUUUUCAUUAAAAUAAUGUAAUCACAUUGAGAAGAUUUUUAAAAACUUGGCACGAAUCGCUUAAGCUGUGGAAUAAUCUCGAUGCCGGUAAAGUAGAAAUCUAGAAUUAAAAAUCUUCCUGCUCAUCUGCUUGGAAGUGUCUGAUCGAUUGCAAAAAAA